Molecule: messenger RNA, 125 nt
Organism: Dentiscutata erythropus
Lineage: Eukaryota; Fungi; Glomeromycota; Glomeromycetes; Diversisporales; Gigasporaceae
Source: the annotation of a GenBank genome assembly
GAUGCAAUCAAGAGACUUUCAUACGAAUUGUUUCACGAACACAAACAAAUUAACGAGAAUGAACUUAAGAGUCAACUUAAAACAAAGCUAGAAGAUAAUGAUUUCUGCAAUGAACAAUUGCAAAA